UGCGGCUGCAAACGGGUUUCAGUCGAGUUUUGGGCCUCAGAGGCGAUACGCGAUAUUCGAGAUCCGCGAUGACUAAUUCCGUGCCCGUCGCAUUGGUUUUCUUAGGCAGCCUGUGCCUUUUUGUUGGCGUAGUGCAGGCAGCUUCCAUCGAGUGUGGAUCGGAGGCCAAGUCAGCAGAGGACUCGGUGACCACACCCAGUCCAAGUGAGGUCAACAAGUUCGUUCACAGCCUGCAAUGCACUUUGGAGAAGGCCAAGCCAUGGAUCGCCAACAUCGAGAAGGAGGCUAAGAUCUUGGAGGAGAAGGCAAGGGAUGUCACCAGAUCGCUUUUCCAGCGCAUAAAUAUGUUGGUCAACGUCCUUGCUCAGCCUGGCAACUCUGAGAAGGACAAGAACAAGGACAAGGACCCGGAGGAGGUCAGCAGCACCACGGAGGAAACGUCCACUUCAGAUACUUCCAGUACUUCAACAAGUGCUCCUAAAGAAGAGCUCACCACUUCCUCGCCGCCGAUUCACAUGGAGUGGCUGGAGGAUAACGCCAAUGAGGUGGACUACGUCCCAGAGAAGAAUCAGUAGUAUACUUAGCUAAAUUAUAAUCCUACAUUUAUUUAUAUUUAUUAAUAAAGAUUAUAGCUCUUUUUUUUUGGAGAUGAGCAUUUCCUAUUUAUAAUAA
This is a messenger RNA of Drosophila ficusphila, 672 nucleotides long. RefSeq lists its product as uncharacterized. The coding region runs from base 69 to 575 and encodes 168 amino acids. Lineage: Eukaryota; Metazoa; Arthropoda; Insecta; Diptera; Drosophilidae. The transcript has a single exon. The record is from RefSeq and is a predicted model, not a curated record.